This is a messenger RNA of Penicillium brevicompactum, 792 nucleotides long. RefSeq lists its product as uncharacterized. The coding region runs from base 1 to 792 and encodes 263 amino acids. The transcript is spliced from 2 exons. The record is from RefSeq and is a predicted model, not a curated record. Lineage: Eukaryota; Fungi; Ascomycota; Eurotiomycetes; Eurotiales; Aspergillaceae.
AUGGCUCAGAAGUGGUUUCCCCAAACCAGGUACCGCCCUGGCUCGUUGUACAGCUUUCAAGCGCCAACCCAAAGUCACUGGCAAAUUGAAGAGAGGCUCUCGCAGCAUGACGAACAGCUAGACGAAGCCGAUUACCAAGGCCCCAUCCCAGAACCAUCAUCAGCCACAGCGACAUUCCGUGUCCGAGACCUUGAUCACCACGGUAGAAUGGCUUACAUGGGAGUGUUCAUUCAAAUUCCACAUCUCGGCACUGAUUUCGAGUCCGUCACCGUUCGGCGCCAACAAGCUGGCCAAUGUGACUUUGGUGAAGUUGAAGCCUACAAGAUAUUCCACGCGAACAACGCCCAAAUGACACCCACCCUCCUCGCGAUCAAGGAACAAGUUCAAGGUGACGACGGUUUUGUUCCUGGGGGCUUUCUGGUCUUCAUGGUGUACGAGAGGGUACCCGGAAUCCGCCUUGCGGAGGAUACCACAAUUUAUCCUGGAUUCCCGCUACACACGUUCUUCACGAAGUUUGACCGCGCAGAACGGGACAAAAUACGCAAGAAAUUCGACAAAGUGUACCCUGCCUUCGCGGAAAUGGAUUGUUUUCCGGGUCACUGCUGGGCUGACCAUCUUGUGUGGCAUUCUUCCUCCGAAAGAUUGUAUUUCAUCGACUUCAAAGGGGCACACCCAACCUAUCGAGCAGUUUGGGCAAAUCCCGUUUACCGAGACGGGAAGCUGAUCACAGACGCAGCUCAGGAGCCAAGGUCCGAACACUGGCGGGAUUGGGGUCUUGCCAUCCCCCCCUGA